Athalia rosae (coleseed sawfly) is the source of this 5618-nucleotide messenger RNA. RefSeq names its product PR domain zinc finger protein 10. Gene Ontology annotation, molecular function: protein binding. The coding region runs from base 194 to 3463 and encodes 1089 amino acids. Gene Ontology annotation, cellular component: nucleus. The transcript is spliced from 13 exons. The record is from RefSeq and is a predicted model, not a curated record. Lineage: Eukaryota; Metazoa; Arthropoda; Insecta; Hymenoptera; Athaliidae.
AUAAGGUCGAUUGUUGAUGGUUUUCGUGUUGGUGUCGCGUGCGGUAUUGUGUGUGUGUAGCUACCAGCAGUAAUCCACUUCCAAGCAGUUCGUAGUUGUUGCUGGCUGACAGUGGCUCGAAUGAAACGGGAUAUUUGAUCGCAGAUCAACAGAUGACUAGUUUAGCCAACUGUAACUUAUAAUUAUUCGAAAAAUGGAUCCUGGGGGCCCUCCUGAGGGGGCCCCUGGUGAACCCUUGGAAAUGGCAGGUAUCGACAAAGUUGAUGUCACCGAGAGCUGGCCUUCCGAACACAACACCUCACCUCCAAUGACCGAUCAACCCAGGAAGAUGAACAACAGGCUACUCUUUCUUGCUGUUGAGUACGUCGAGGAUAAUUCCAAAGAUUAUUCCCGUAUUUUUCCCCCCUAUGAGCAGGUUUCUUUUUCUUCUCAAGCAUCUUCACCCCUUUCCGAUUUUGAACAUCGAGUGAGUCCAUUAGAUCCGAACAUGAGUUCCGCAGCUAGGUAUUCGCCGACUCCUGUUCAACUACCUCCCUCCCCAUUCCAUAACUCUGUUGUUGUUCUUCAAGGCCCAUCCUCCCCCCUGAUUCCUACAUCUGAUCAGAAUGUCAGACCGACCAUUAAUUAUGUCACACAAUUGACUGAUCAAUCCACUGCUCAAACUGUCGUUCAACCUGAUACUACCUCAGAUUUUGUUGUUGCUGGCAAUGAGGAGGGCCUUGAUGCUGGUGUUAGUGGCGAAUUAAUUCUAAUGCAAGGUGCAGCUCCAGAACUGGAAAAUUCAGCUGCCCCAUUAAUGCUGGCUGAAAUACCCAGCACCGACUUUGCUUUGGCUAGAGAUUUUCUCGUUACACAUGAUGAGCAGCUGAACGUGAUGACUGCAUAUAAAAAUCAAAAUCUUGGGAUUGAAGAUGUGAAGGUUAGUCAUCUGGAAAUGAAAGGGGAAGAGUUGCAGCUGGAAGUUCAUCCAUCAGAAAGUACCAACAAUCAAAUGUUGCCUGAUAUCAUAAACAAUGGUGUAACAAAAUCUGAUAAAAAAGGAGUGCGGAGAUCCAAGCGACAAAUUAAUGACAAAAAAGCGUUGUGGUGUAACGAAUCCGAUGCAGAUUGUGUGAAUGUUGGAAAUUGCACAAUACAUAAUGUUCAGACGAUUGCGGAUCAGCCUGUACCUUCAAGAGCCAGGGCAACCCUGCCUGGUUCAUAUCUCACAAUAAAUAAGCUAUCGAUGUCAAACAUUGUGCCAGGUGGAUCAUCCUAUGGCGUUUUUGCAAAACGUAAUAUACCAAGGCGCACUAAAUUUGGUCCAAUUGAAGGAAUUUUGUGCACUUACGAGGGAACAGUUGCACAGAAUACAUUGCCGCUGUUGUACCAAACGGAUAAUGGCAAAUUUUUAAAAAUAGACGUUUCAGACGAAAAUGCUUCAAAUUGGAUGCGUUUUGUGAGACCUGCUUCUACGUACAAGGAGCAAAAUCUGAUAAUCAGUCAACAAGGUGAGGGAAUUGUUUUCCUCACAAUUAGAAAUAUCCUCCCAAAAGAAGAACUGAGAGCGGGUCCCAGCCCAGAAUAUGCUAGCUCGAGGAAUUUGAUGGUGCUUAUACCUGAUCGGAAGGAUGAAACGGAAUUGAAUAACGAACGGAAUCCCUGGCCAUGUUUUGAGUGCAAUCAGCGCUUCCUAACAUCAGAGAAGCUGCAGAAACAUCUUAAUGUCCAUGAUGGCCCAAGAAUUGAUGUUAAACAACGUAACAAACGCAAGAAGAUUCACACUCCCUCGAACAAACUCUUCAAGAUUGUGGAUGGUCAAACCGUGUUAUACACAUGUCCAUACUGCUCGAAGGUUUUCCCUCGAAGCUACAGUUUGAAACGUCACUUGCUUAUUCACCCAGGAGCAAAAGCACCACGAUACGAGUGUCAAACUUGUGGGGAAAAUUUUCUGCACCCUUACAACCGUAGUCGACAUAUAAAGAUAUUCCAUAGUGGAGGUUCCAACGAGAAAGAAAAUAAACAAAAUACCUCAGAAUGGAAGUGUUUGACAUGCGGCUUGAUAUUUACAAAAGCUGCACUUCUGAAUUUGCACACACUGAUUCAUGGUGCUGAUGAUCAGAAGAUUGGAAGUCAAACCACCAAUUGUCCACAGUGCGGAUUAGGAUUUGCAAAACAAAAUGACCUCGUCCGUCACGUUGCUGAUCACGCCAGGCAGCAAGCUCCAAAAACUACGAAACAAACUCCCUUGGCAGCCUACAAAUGUUCAAUGUGUUACAAACGAUUUGCGACUAAAGUACGUUUGCAGCAGCAUUGUUUAGUCCAUGGUGCCGAUGAUCAGAAGCCACUGCCAUGUAACAUUUGUCUUAAAAGGUUUAUGAACAAUUCUGCAUUAUCGUGUCAUCUGAAAACGCACAGAGAAGAUAAACAAAUUUUCGAAUGCCCAAUGUGCAGGCAACUAUUUGAUCAAGUAUUAAUGUUGAAAGAUCAUAUCGAAACACAUCGAAGCGAGGAUGGAACUUUUAAUUGCCCUCAUUGUCCAAGAUCCUUUACUAAAUACUCUGUAAUUAGAAAACAUAUCAGAGCUCACCACUGCGAACGAAAGCAUAAAUGUCAAUUCUGCACAAAACGUUUUCCUACUGUUGAUAAAUUGAGAAUGCACUUGCUACGCCACUCUGACCACAGGGAAUUUCAUUGCGCCAAUUGCGAUAAGCAAUUUAAAAGAAAAGAUAAGUUGAAAGAGCACAUGACAAGAAUGCACAAUGCCGAAAGAGAAAAUCAGCAGCAGAUGGCACAGGGACAACAAGCCAAGAAAUUUGUACCAAAGGUCAAUCCCACCGAUUACAAUCGUUUCAUCUACAAGUGUCAUCAAUGUUUGGUUGGGUUCAAGAGACGUGGCAUGCUUGUUAAUCAUCUAGCCAAACGACAUCCGGAUGUACCUCCAGAAUCAGUUCCUGAAUUGAAUUUGCCAAUUCUCCGACAAACACGGGACUACUAUUGUCAAUACUGCGAUAAGGUCUACAAAAGCAGCAGUAAACGGAAAGCGCACAUCGUGAAGAACCAUCCCGGGGCUGCAUUGCCGCCGAGUAAUCGACGUAAAGAAGCUGAUGUACCAGGAGUACCAAAUCCAACUUUCAGUCAAACUGUUGGUAGCAUUACUACAACUCCCCAAGGAUGUCAGUGGUGUCACAAACAAUAUGCCAGCAAGGCCAAGCUGCUGCAACACCAACGUAAGAAGCAUCCAACUUUAAUGGAGCCUGCGUUUCAAGUACCGCGUCCUCGUAACCGUCAUUCCCAGGGCCAAAAUCUCCACUCUACCAUGACCGACAAUAAUUUUUUGAUGUCUGACUACAUCCAGGCUUACGAUAUAGAUACUGAUUUUUUGAAACCAAAAGUGAUAAAGCUAGUGGAUGGCGUCGAUCUUAUCGGUAACGGUCUCGACAUGGUAGGUCAGCAAUUUUUGCGAAUGCGUGAUAUACGUUGAAAAAAAUUGACUCGAAUUUAUUUGGGGUCCUAAAUUAUGCUGAGAUAUGAAUCUCGUAACUUUGUGCACAGCAAAAGUUGGUUUGUGCUUUUUGCUGUUGUUACCAAACAAAGGUGACCACGUUGCUCAAUAGCAGUGGGAUUUGACUUAAAGUUUGGAACGCAGUUUGUUGGCGCAAACACGAAAUGUUAGCGCUCACCCUGUGAAAGGGUGGUUUCUUGUGGGUUCAUUUUAAUGACCAAGCAUUUUUUGGGCGCAUAGGUUGUCAAAACGGAAUAUGGCGGAUUUUUGCUCCGAACAGAAGGCUGUUAAUUUCAAAAAAUUAUUACAAACCGCUAGCCAGUUCUUUUGAAUAUUUUCUUCUAUGCUCGGUCAAGAAAAAUUCAAUCAAACUGAGAAUAGCGAGCCACAAAAAAAAAAAAAAUGGAGCAAAUAAAUUGGAGGUAAAGAUUUCAGGCACUGUCUCAUCACCGAUGAUUUGGCAGAGGCGGACUGACGUUGGAAAUUCAGUGCUCGUUAAAAACCAAAUUCUGACAAUUGUAUGAUCAUUAUGCAGCGAUAGUCCGUUGUAACGCUGUAGUGAUAGAGAGAGGCUGAGGUAAUAUUGGAUAGUAUUAUUAGUUUUCUUCACACUCCUUUGAAUUUUCAUCAAUUUCCGAUCACUCGAACUCCUCAAACUAAUCUCUUCUACACUUUCACGUAUUAUCCUGUGUAUAAUUAUUGGCAAUAUUUAUUUUUCCAUAUCAGCGUCUACCAUAUCGGUAGACUGCUGCAAAUGAAAAUUUGAAACAAAAAACAUUAAAUGAUCGAAGAGUAUCUGUUACUCCAAGCCUUUUGAUCAACCCAUUUUUAGAAAGUUUUUGACAAAUUGUGUCACGUGCACAAGCUAUGAGAACCAUCUUUUCGUAUUUAUGAGAUUAGUCUGUCGUACUCCAAGGAUGUGAAUCUCUGUAUAACUUGAUUUGGUUCUCGACUAUUUACUGUAUACCAUGUCUGAUCCUGUUGCAUCGUAACGGUUUACCGAAAAAAAAAUCGCUGCGGACGUUGUAAUCCUCCAUUACUUUGGGACACGACUAUAAAAAAACGUAAAAUAGAGAAACAAUAAAUACAUAGGUAUACCUGUAUACAUAUAGAUAAAUGUUGAAUUUGAAACGGACCGUGGAGUAAAAAUAAAUAUAGCUGCACAGGUAUGCAUGCAAUAAGAAAAUGAAAAAUGAAAAAAAAAAAAAUGCGAAAAAUAUGGAAUUUUUAGAACAGACUGUAUUCGAAAAAUUUUGUGAUCGAUUUCGACAAUUCAUUAGCGUAAGUUGUAAUGAGAAACAAUUUCUUUCCCCAUAUAGUCUAUAGUUGACAAUAAAUAUUUGACACUUAAGAUUUUAUUGUCAUAAAACGUAAGGGUGUCGCGUAUAGGUAAUUCUUCAGUAUUGUCAGCCACAAAAAAAACUGGGAUGUCAUAUUUGGUAUUCAUUCGUAUUACACGAUUAUGAAAUAGGAAUCAUUUCAACAUACUCGACAAUAGCAUCAUGAUAGGAAUAAUAAAAAGAAAGUGCAUCCUUCCGUCAAUAUUCCGCGAUCUGCUCGCAUAAUCCGAUAUCGCUUCUGAUGCUUAAUUAUGACGAUUCAGAAAUAUUUAGCUAUAGAAAAUGUCUACGCCAGAUUCCUAUUGAUACUAAUUUUAGAUGAACUCGAAAAAUUAUCUGCACGGUUUUAUAAGAAUGACGUUUACUUGGAAUGAAAUACAAUACCUAUACCGUGAAAAUCCGACUGAUUUUAGUAGGAUAAAAGAUAAAUAAAUGAAUUUGAAAAAAAAUUGUCCUAUCGCAAUUUAAUUGAGAAAGGAAAAACUUGACCAAUGAAGGAGUGAAUUGAAGAUUGGCAUAUCUUAUGUAAUACUUAUGUAUAGUUCUGUGUGUCAGAGAAACAAAAAAAGAGAAAAAGCAAUUAAAGACAAACGGAAGAUAUUGAGACUACUCUGAUUGUGAGUUUUGUGUCAAUUUUUCUGGACACUAUAAUAUGCAGAGAAUAUUACUUGUUAUACGCAUACAUCAUUCGGUACGCAUGACAAAGUAAAUAAAUAAUCGUAUAUUUGUUGACAAUACUGAGAACAUGGCAAAGCACAUUGUAAAAAUCACUGGAAUAAACUUAUUUAACAAUA